AUGAUACGAUUUGAUGCCUUGAACACAUACAAUAAGUCUAACAAUGUAGUCCUUAGUUAUAUUCCCUUGUCUGUAGUCUCACCUAAACUGCCUCUGACAAAAUUAAGGUUACUAGCAAAGGUUCAUAAAAUCAAGAUUAAUACCCGGACACCAAAAUUUGACAUCGAAACUGCUCUAUCAACACACCAAUGUGACAACUGUUAUCCCACAGUAACUGUAUUCCUCCCAGUAACACCACCAAAACAUAGGUCUGGAGGUAAACAACAGGCUCACCAUGAUAACACAAAAUAUUCUUUUGACACUAACACAGAAGAUGUAAAGUUUCCCCCUAAACCUCCUUCAGAACAGUUAAUACAGAAAGUCAUACAUGAAUUCAGUUCUUCUCAGAAUCCGGCUCUCAUUGAGGAAUCUGGAUGUGCAGUGUGUGGAACUCUA
Gloeophyllum trabeum ATCC 11539 is the source of this 435-nucleotide messenger RNA. RefSeq lists its product as uncharacterized. Lineage: Eukaryota; Fungi; Basidiomycota; Agaricomycetes; Gloeophyllales; Gloeophyllaceae. The record is from RefSeq and is a predicted model, not a curated record. The transcript has a single exon. The annotation marks the transcript as partial.